AUGAACCUCUCGCACGUCCUUGAUGGCCUCCGCACCGGCCUCUAUUACGCUUCUUUUAUCGGUCGCCUCUUCACGUUUCCCAUCCGACUCGCUUACGUCCCCAUAUCUUACCUCCUGAGCGCUCUGAGCGUCGUGUUUGCACCAGCCAUCUACCUAUUCUCAUAUAUUGUAGGCUGGUGCCGUGGCGUCAUUGAUUUCAUAAUCUCUCUCCAGCCGCUUUACACCUUUCUUGGCACCGCAGCAGCAGUCGGUAUCUUCGCCGGCUUCACACUUGCCACAUCGUCAACCGUCAUCACUUCAUAUCUCGGCAUGCAAGAUGGAGGCAACGGCAGCUCCGAAGGGACUCGUUCUCGCGCUUCUCAAACAAAAAAGUCUCUGCCGCCAUUUUCAUCCGACCCCCUCCUUAAAGAUGAUUCAUCCUCCAAUGACGGGGAGUGGUAUUGGCCCGACCCUAACCCCUCCUCACGACGCCGCCCUGUAACCGGGCUGUUGUCACAGACGAUUCUUGAAGAAGAGGAUGAUUCUGAAUUAUAG
Messenger RNA from Trichoderma asperellum CBS 433.97, 534 nucleotides. RefSeq lists its product as uncharacterized. The record is from RefSeq and is a predicted model, not a curated record. NCBI's taxonomy places the organism in Eukaryota, Fungi, Ascomycota, Sordariomycetes, Hypocreales, Hypocreaceae.